Messenger RNA from Trichosurus vulpecula (common brushtail), 1134 nucleotides. It is a transcript of the gene SBSPON, whose product is annotated as somatomedin B and thrombospondin type 1 domain containing. Lineage: Eukaryota; Metazoa; Chordata; Mammalia; Diprotodontia; Phalangeridae. Bases 1 to 807 code for a protein of 268 amino acids. The record is from RefSeq and is a predicted model, not a curated record. The transcript has 5 exons.
AUGCGGACCCUCCCGGGUGCCCUUUGGAUGGCACUGUGGGGACUGGCGCGCCUUUGGGCCGGGGCCCAAGCGGGCUGCUCAGAAGUGGGGCGGUGCUGCCCUGGGCGCGACCCCACCUGCUUCGGCCGGGGCUGGAGGCUGGACAGGGUCUAUGGGACGUGCUAUUGUGACCAAGCGUGUCGGCUUACUGGGGACUGCUGCUUCGACUACUCCAGGGCGUGCCCAGCUCGCCCAUGCAUUGUGGGAGAAUGGAGUCCUUGGAGCAGUUGUACAGACCAGUGUAAACCUGCAAUACGUGUGCGGAGACGUUAUGUGCAGCAGGAACCUCAGAAUGGUGGGGAACCUUGCCCACACCUUGAAGAGAAAGCUGGCUGUCUGGAAUACACAACUUCCCAUGGACAGGAUUGUGGGCAUUCAUAUGUUCCUGCUUUUAUCACUACCUCUGCAUACAACAAGGAGAGAAAAAGACAGGUGGUAUCUCCACAGUGGUCUGCAGACACAGGGGAUGCUGGGUAUUGUAUGGAGUUCAAGACAGAAUCCUUGACUCAUUAUUGUGCUAUGGAAAAUCGUCCCCUGACCCGCUGGAUGCAGUACCUUCGCGAAGGUUAUACUGUGUGUGUAGAUUGUCAACCUCCAGCCAUGAAUACUGUGAAUCUACGUUGUUCUGGAGAUGGCCUGGAUUCUGAUGGAAAUCAGACUCUUCAUUGGCAAGCUAUUGGUAAUCCUCGAUGUCAAGGGACAUGGAAAAAAGUUCGGCGAGUGGACCAUUGCUCCUGUCCAGCUGUGCACAGUUUUAUUUUUAUUUAGAGCUUAAGCAGUUUUUUUAAAAAUUGUGAAUAUUUUUAAUAUCAUAAGGAACAUUAACACAUUUCACAAAUCUUAAAAAAUUAUCUACUAUGUGUGCUAAACAUUUAAUUGUCAUGCUUUGAAGAAAAUAAAGGAAUAACGAAGGGAAUUGUGGCAUAGAAUUCAGUUUCAAAGUAGGUGACUACCCCACAUGACUGCUAUGGUUUGGUGGAGCUGAGGUCUGUCUAUACCAGGUCACUUCCAUGGGAUUUCCUCAGUGGGAAGUCUAUAGGACAUACAUGAUGUACAUUUAUAUUGCAUUGAAGCUACUGUCCCAUAUCCAACAAG